Daktulosphaira vitifoliae (grape phylloxera) is the source of this 3187-nucleotide messenger RNA. RefSeq names its product integrator complex subunit 8 (gene IntS8). Lineage: Eukaryota; Metazoa; Arthropoda; Insecta; Hemiptera; Phylloxeridae. Gene Ontology annotation, molecular function: protein binding. The transcript is spliced from 16 exons. Gene Ontology annotation, biological process: snRNA 3'-end processing. Bases 137 to 3067 code for a protein of 976 amino acids. The record is from RefSeq and is a predicted model, not a curated record. Gene Ontology annotation, cellular component: integrator complex.
UAACGCUUUUCUCAAACUCUAUGCAUGUGCUACAAAACCGAUUUGAUGAUUAAAAUACAAAUGUUUUGAAUUUAUAAAAUUAUGUCAAGAUAGCUUUGGAUACUGUAAUUGAUUAUAUAUUAAAAUAUUUAUAAUCAUGGACGUUGAUUUAUUAAGGCCUGGUAUGAUACCCAUUGCACCAAAUACAAAACUAUGGUUUGAAUUUCUUAUUGAUCCUUCUCUUCUUGAAGAGCAUUUAAAUAAUCCCCAAGCAGACCCGAAUGCAACAGACCUUUUAAUAAAAUUUUUAUAUUCAUCAAUGGAAAGACCAAAAGAUCUACCACCUAUUGACAUUGAUGAUUUAAUGGAUAAUUCAAAAAUUGAGUACAGAAAACGUAAAAAAUACGAAUGUUUAAAAAUAUUAGCUAUGAGAAUUGUUAGUUUUUGGGAAUGGGAUCUUAACAUUUUUCAAACCAGAGUUCCAAUAAGUUUACAAAUCAUUUUUGUUCAAGACUUGUUGGAUUUAGUAUCAAAUGAACUUAAUCUUAUAAAUUUUGAAUCUCAUAUUUCUAUUGAGGACUUAUCACAAUUAAGUGAUCAACAAUUAUUUGCCAUAGCAUUUUUUCAUCGUUGGACACUAACUGCUAUAAUAAAUUAUACAAUUUCAAAAAAAUCAAAUUUUGCUUUAGGAUCUAUUCAGGAUGGAAAUGAAGAUGUACUACUCAAAUUAGAAAUGCAGAGCGAACUUAGUGAAAAAAUGUUAUUACGUUUAAUUGGAUUAAAGAGAAAAUCAUAUAUAAUUCCAAAUAUGGAAACAUUUAUACCCCCUGAUGAACUUAAUCCAUUGACCUGCAACUGGUCUAAAGGACUUAUUAUUUCCUCAGCUGAAUUUCUCUCCCAAAUUAUGUAUGACUACUCUAAAUACAAGUUUUUCAAAGAACAAUAUGAAGAUGCCCAUACAUAUUUUACCAAGUGCAGACAACUGUACCAAAAUUUAAAACCAAGUUCAUUUUAUAAAAUCAAAAUAGAGGAGUUAAAUGGAUUUUGUGCUGCUUGUUCUCUAGAGGUUACAGAAAACACAAAUUUAUUUGUACAAUUUUUACAUUCAAUUCAAUCAAAUUAUCAAGAUGUUUUAAAAAUUUUAAACAACGAUAAUAAAACAUUGGACAUACCAUUGAUGUUUCGAGAUUCCUUAGAACUAGAUUUGGCAUCUAUACUCUCAUUAGGAAAAUUUACUGCUUCCAGGGAUAUGUUAUUUCAAAUUCAAACUUUAAAUGCAAUGCGAAGAGCUUUAUUGACAACUGAGGAAGUAAUGUUAAUGCCUCCUGAAGACUAUGUUGCUAAAAUCAAAGCAAAUUCCCAUGGCCCUGAAAUAUUUUUUAAGGAAUUGAAAAUGUAUUCUUCAAUUAAAGAUGAAAAUGUAAAAAAAAAUUUUAAAAUAUUUAUCUACAAUAUUUUGUUAAAAUGUCCAAAAAAUUUGAUUAACGACAUCAUCAAAGAGGGAAGUAAAGUGAGCAAAUUAUUUGAUGAAGAUGAAAUUCAACAGUUGUUAAUAUUUCCAGAUGAUACACCUUCAUUUAAAGUGAAUAUGGCGAAGCGGUUUCAACGUAUGAAUUUAAAACAUAAUUUAGGCAUAAAUAAGCAAAAUAUUUUGCUAAGAAAUAAAAUUUGCACCGAAAUUGAUCCAAAUAAUGUUCGCAAUUUAUUACAACAAUUAUACAAAAUUGAUCCUAUGUAUAAUGUUAUGGACCUAAAUUUAGAAUGGCAAGUUCCUUUACCUUUGCUAAAUCUUUUAAUUUCAUUACCAAAUGGAGUACUGAAAUUUGUACUUCUAACAUUUUUGGCCAAAGCGGAAGAAAUGACAAACUUGAAUAAUUUUAAAAAAGCACUAGUAUUUUUAAAAGAAGCAGAAAAUGAUGUCAAAAACAGUAACAAUGUUAUAUUUUCAAAAUUAAGACAGUUAAUAUCUUGGGAAAGCCUUUAUGUUGAGAUGCUUCAAUUUCAACAUGAAUUUAAAACUUAUGUUAUUGGAGAUCUUAUUGAUCGUUGUAAGUUAUGUCUUGAAACUGUUCAAGGAGAUAUGAUACCUCGACAAGAUAUUGCUGAACAAUGUGUAUUAACUCUUUUGAAUAUUGGUGAAUGGGAAUACUUAACAACUAAACGUUUUAGUUGUUUUGAUCUGCCAUUAGCUAUUGUUUAUUCAUGUAUUGACGUUACUAAAUUUAAAGGAAAUAAAAAAAGUGCUAAAGAAAUAUGGGAUUUAGUUUUACCAAUAUUUGACUAUAGCUACAAUAAUCCAAAUAAAAGAACAUUAGAUGGAGAUUCUGCUUGUAAUCAAAACAGAGUAUUAAAUCAAAAUGACCUUAUGAGAUUAUUUAUGAGUUUAAGAGAUCAAACUGCUAUACAAAUUGUACUAUCACUUUUAAUUAAAAUACAAAAUAUUCUCAGAGAUGAGUCAUCUACUGAAAUUAUUAUGCCAUACCUUCAUAUUUGGCCUGCUAUGCCCAAUGGAAUGAGUUUUCCUUUGCGAUGUAUUACUGAUUUUCUCGAAAUUGUAUUAAAUGAAACAUUAAAAUUUCAUCCAAAUCAUAUAAUAUUAUUAAAGUUAAAAGGAGAUCUACAAUAUGUCAUGGGUCAUUAUAGUUCUGCUAUGAAAUGGUAUAUGGAAGCUAUUGUAAUUGUGAGUGACUACUUUGCUAGACCAAUUUUAAAACCAAUGAUUGAUGAUUAUGUGUAUAAAAGAAUGGUUAGAUGUUGUAUGCAAAUGCAAAAUUUUACUCAGGCUGCAAUAUUGUGUCUUUUUCAAGAUGAAGUGGACUACACAACAGUGUUUAAGUGUGCUUCAGAAACCAACUCGUGUGAUGCCUUAGAUGAAUACUAUGAAUAUAUAUGGGAUAUAAGUCUGUUAGAAUUUUUAAUAUAUUGGCAUACCAAACUUAAUCAUCAAGAACACAGACAAAAACUUUUAAAAACAAUUGGUGCAUUAGAGUUAAAUGCAAAUAAUAAUGAGGAAAUUAAAAGAGAAGCAGCCAAUAUAAGAAAAUUAAAAUUCCUAAGAGCAUUGUCACAACAGUAUAUACAUCCCUGAAAUGACAAAUUCGUAAUUCUAUUUGUUUACAAUAGUGUUUAUUACAUUUAUAUAAUUUUUUUAAUUUUAAAUAUGUAUCAUCGUGUAUAUUUUGUAUGAAUAAACUUUCUUUAUACAAUA